This is a messenger RNA of Penicillium atrosanguineum, 2298 nucleotides long. RefSeq names its product beta-glucosidase. Gene Ontology annotation, biological process: glucan catabolic process. Lineage: Eukaryota; Fungi; Ascomycota; Eurotiomycetes; Eurotiales; Aspergillaceae. The transcript has 7 exons. Bases 1 to 2298 code for a protein of 765 amino acids. The record is from RefSeq and is a predicted model, not a curated record. Gene Ontology annotation, molecular function: beta-glucosidase activity.
AUGGGAAUCCGGACGUACACUAUCGGGCUUUUGCUCGGACUUGUAUUACAGGUCAAUGCUGCCGAUAAUAUCACUGAUGACUCUUACUUCUAUGGCCAAUCACCGCCUGUUUACCCCUCACCUGAGGGUGCUGGAGCAGGAAAUUGGCAUGCUGCCUAUCAGAAAGCCAAAGCAUUCGUUGGUCAACUCACUGCUGAAGAGAAGGUUAACCUGACUGCUGGUACAUCCAUCAGCAAUGGCUGCUCAGGUAACAUUGCACCCAUUGCUCGUCUUGACUUCCCCGGCUUCUGCGUCUCGGAUGCCGGAAAUGGCUUAAGAGGGACCGACUACGUUAGCAGUUGGCCAUCUGGACUCCAUGUUGGAGCCAGCUGGAACAAGGAGCUGGCCAAGCAAAGAGGAGCACACAUGGGCGAAGAAUUCCGCAAAAAGGGCGUCAACAUGGUCCUUGGACCCGUCACUGGACCCCUUGGUCGUAUAGCCGAGGGCGGACGCAAUUGGGAGGGGUUUGCAGAUGACCCAUACCUCGGUGGCGGUCUGAUCUACAACACCGUCAGUGGUAUUCAGUCUUCCGGCGUGGGGGCUUGCACCAAGCACUACAUUGGAAACGAGCAAGAAACCAACCGAGUCCCUGGUGAAAAUGAGCAGGGAGAGUACACCGAGGCAGUUUCUUCCAACAUCGACGACAAAACUAUGCACGAGCUGUAUCUCUGGCCUUUCUAUGAUGCUGUUCUUGCUGGUAGUGCAUCUAUUAUGUGCUCUUACCAACGCGUCAACAACUCCUACGGUUGCCAGAAUAGCAAGACCCUUAACGGGCUUUUGAAAACUGAACUUGGCUUCCAAGGCUACGUUAUGACCGACUGGGGUGCACAGCAUGCAGGCAUCGCCUCCGCCAAUGCUGGCUUGGAUAUGGUCAUGCCGGCUUCCGACAUGUGGGGUGAUAACCUCACUAUUGCGAUUAAAAAUGGCUCGAUGGAAGCUUCGCGUCUGGAUGACAUGGCAACUCGUAUCAUGGCAACAUGGUUCCAGCUUAAUCAGAAUGAGGGGAUCCCCAACCCCGGUAUCGGAAUGCCAUCCGAUGUCAACGCUCCUCACCAGCGAGUUAUUGGCAAGUCUGUUGACUCCAAAGAUACUCUUCUGCAAGGCGCUAUUGAAGGCCACGUUCUAGUCAAGAACAUCAAUGCUGCACUGCCUCUCAAGGCUCCCAAUUUGGUCUCGGUAUUCGGAUACGAUGCUGUGAAUGUUGAUUAUCUCAACGUGGCUAUUGCAUCAGCCUCAAAGCCCACCUUGAUCCAGAACAGCACUCUCUACGUUGGAGGUGGCUCCGGUGCUAACUCCGCGGCAUACGUUGUUUCUCCUAUUGAGGCACUCAAUCGCCAGGCUUACGAGGAUAACAGCUCUAUCAUGUGGGACAUCCACUCCCAGGACCCUGACGUUGAUCCUACCUCGGAUGUCUGCUUGGUCAUGGUCAACGCCUUCUCUACUGAGGGCUUUGAUCGCCCCGGUUUGACUGAUGACUACAGUGAUAUUUUGAUAACCAACGUGGCUAAGAAGUGCCCGAACACCGUUGUUGUGAUCCAUAACGCUGGUAUUCGUCUUGUUGAUGACUGGAUUGAGAAUGAUAACAUUACCGCUGUCAUUUUCGCCCACUUGCCUGGUCAGGACACCGGUCGCUCUCUAGUCGAUUUGCUCUAUGGUCGUGCGAACCCCUCCGGCAAACUUCCUUACACAGUUGCUAAGAAGGCAUCCGACUAUGGAGCCCUUCUGUCGCCCACUGAGCCCGAGGGCAAAUACUGGCUGUUCCCGCAAGACGACUUUACCGAGGGUCAGUUUAUCGACUACCGUGCUUUCGAUAAGAGCGAUAUAAAUCCUCGUUUCGAGUUCGGAUUCGGUCUGUCGUACACAACCUUUGAAUACUCUGGUCUGAAGCUUCAGAAGAAUAAGAAGCCUACUUCACAGUAUCCUCCUGGGGCGGCUAUUGUCGAGGGAGGCAAUCCCCACCUGUGGGAUGAACUUAUCACCAUCACCGCCCAGGUCCAGAACAGCGGUAGUGUUGAUGGCGAUGAAGUUGCUCAGCUUUACCUUGGAAUCCCCGGUGGGCCUGUCCGUCAACUCCGCGGAUUUGAAAAGGUCACUAUCGGCACCGGAAAAAGUGAGACUGUCACUUUCCAGCUGACCAGAAGGGAUCUGAGUAACUGGGAUGUAAAUGCUCAACAGUGGGCUCUGCAAAAGGGUCAGUACAAGGUCUAUGUGGGACAGUCGAGCCGCAGUUUGCCCCUGCAGACUUCUUUUAGCAUUUAG